Messenger RNA from Misgurnus anguillicaudatus (oriental weatherfish), 2195 nucleotides. RefSeq names its product iroquois homeobox 4b (gene irx4b). Gene Ontology annotation, molecular function: DNA-binding transcription factor activity, RNA polymerase II-specific; RNA polymerase II cis-regulatory region sequence-specific DNA binding. Gene Ontology annotation, biological process: neuron differentiation; cell development; regulation of transcription by RNA polymerase II. NCBI's taxonomy places the organism in Eukaryota, Metazoa, Chordata, Actinopteri, Cypriniformes, Cobitidae. The record is from RefSeq and is a predicted model, not a curated record. Gene Ontology annotation, cellular component: nucleus.
UAUUGUUGAUGUACGUUUUAUUUUAUGUUCAGCACUGAACUCAAUAUUGGCCUUUCGGUGCAUAUCGAUCUUUAACUAAUACACCUUUAUGCGUUUGUGAUUAUUUUAUGUAUCGCUUCAUACUUCAGAGAUGUUUUCAGCCAGUUACCUGGUCAAACGAAAGUGUUUGAAAACUACACAGAAAGGCAAUUAUGGUAAUGGUUUGGUGUAGGUCAUCAAUCAUGUGCGAUGGGGCUGCAGUCAGAUAUAUGUGUGAUUCGCUGCUGGCGGGCAGGUGGGAAAUCUGAAGACGUGCUCAUUAAUGCGAACGAGACCCCGCGGGCUCUUUACAAGCACGACCCUCAAAGCAAGUGCACGAGCGCAUCGUUAUACUGCGACUCUGCCGCGGGCGCAACAACUUUACGCGACUAUUGCAAUUUGUUAUCCGCUCCUCUGACGUCAGACUCAUCGGCGUUAAAAACAACGUGCAACUGUGCCGGCGUUUGUUAUGAUUUUUUAUAUACAACUUCACCAUGAUGGGCUGAAUUUUGGACUGCACAACAUUUAAGACUGUUUGUGGAAGAGAUAAAGAGAAGCAAGCUGAUGGACGAUUAACCAUACAACUCCAUUGAACUGAUGACUCGCAUCUGGACAGCGACUUUGAUGCUCUUCUCAUCAUGUCAUUCACACAGUUUGGCUAUUCAUACCCUGCUGCACCACAGUUUCUGAUGUCAUCUAAUGCACUUGGCGCUUGCUAUGAAUCCAGCAGUGGUUCUCUAUUGGACACCGGGGUGGCGACUUCACCUCCAAACUCGCUUUAUUGCCCGGUAUAUGAAAGUAGGCUUGUGGCCUCUGCGCGUCACGAUCUGAUGCCCACCGCUGUCUAUGGCAACACCUGUUCAAAGAAGCACAGUUAUGAUACUUGCAGCACGUAUGGUCCAGAUUCAGCUUCAUUUUAUCCUCUGAGCAAAGCGAGUGAGAAAGAUGGAGCAGCGACAGGAGUUUCUCGAAACUACCACUCGUAUGACCAAUCUAUUGGCCAUUACCAAUAUGACAGAUACGGAUAUGGAUCAGUGGACAUUGGCACAAGAAGGAAAAACGCAACAAGAGAAACAACCAGCACACUGAAGACAUGGCUGCAGGAACAUCAAAAGAACCCGUAUCCCACCAAGGGUGAGAAGAUUAUGCUGGCCAUCAUCACUAAAAUGACCCUUACGCAGGUGUCCACCUGGUUCGCCAACGCGCGCCGGAGACUCAAGAAGGAGAAUAAGAUGACGUGGUCACCGCGCAACAAGACAACAGAAGAGAAAGACUGCGAUGACCAAGAAGAUAUCGACGAGUCACAGGGAAUAAAGACCGAGCAGGAGUUUAACGACAACAGUGGAAAUGAAGAUGCAGAUCAACUUCACAGUGAUCUGGAGGAUUUCGAUCUUGUGGAAUCUGAUUGCUCAGAGUGUGAAACCAAACGAUCUUCUGCAGGUUCAAAUGAAUCUCUGGAGGAACCCAUUACCGAACUUUCAAGGGGUGUCCAUAAAUUUAUUGAAGCUCGCCUGAAACCAACUGUUCCAGACAACCAAACGAGCGAGUUCUACCUUCAAUGCCAAAGGACAACAGAGACCAAGCCAAAAAUCUGGUCGCUUGCACAGACUGCUACGUCGUUGAACCAAGCCGGUUACUCAUCAUGCAUGCACAAAAGUCAAGAGACGUCUUGCUCUACAAACUCGGACAUCACAAAUAGGAAACAAGAAUCCCCAGUGGACACUUUGAGAAACUGGGUUGACGGCAUCUUUCACGACCCCGUAUUUCAACACACCAAUUUAAACCGAACUUUCAGCAGCUCUACAGAGUUAUGGACCGAAGUCAUCUCACCUCAGAAUAACUACCAGGAACACUCAGGGCAUUUUUCCUCUCAGCUUAAUUCAUAACUGGUACAAAACUUAUCCAACUGGAUAUUAGUCACCUCAAUGUUAUAAACGUAAAGUUUAAAAUAUCACAGUUAGUGUCGACUUGUAAGCUGCCUGUUAUCAUAAGACCUCAUGAGAAGUAUACAUUUAUAACUUAAUGCAGCAUAGUAGAAUUAAAACGUUUUGCACUUUUUUUAUUUGAGGGAAUGUAGAGUAAAAAUCAGACACAGAUUUUUUUUCACACAGAUUAGAAAGAUUUUCCAUGUUUCUCAUCUCACUUCUCUCAGAAAUAAAAUUUCAUAUUGUGAGAGA